This is a messenger RNA of Topomyia yanbarensis, 2205 nucleotides long. It is a transcript of the gene nudE, whose product is annotated as nuclear distribution protein nudE homolog. Gene Ontology annotation, cellular component: centrosome; kinesin complex; kinetochore. Gene Ontology annotation, molecular function: microtubule binding. The record is from RefSeq and is a predicted model, not a curated record. Bases 251 to 1546 code for a protein of 431 amino acids. The transcript is spliced from 2 exons. Lineage: Eukaryota; Metazoa; Arthropoda; Insecta; Diptera; Culicidae. Gene Ontology annotation, biological process: establishment of mitotic spindle orientation; microtubule nucleation; centrosome localization.
UGACUGCUUUUGUGUCCUCUGUUCAGUGGCUUUCUGCGUGUUUGAACCGUAAAGUUAAGAAAAUGCAUCAAAAAUACAUAAAUAAUUAUUAUUUCAAUAGAAGUAAUCUUUAAGAUAGAUCAUUGUUGUGAAUAGUAGAUUACCGAGCGUCGCACACAUCUUUCUCGAAAACAAUUUUUGAAGGGAAUAAUCAUAAGAUUAUAGUUACGACUGUACGCUGUCAGUAUAAUUCGGACAUACCUGGUCAAAAAUGGACCAGGAAAAACUCUUCACUAGCGUAGAAGAGGAAUGUUUAUAUUGGAAGGAAAGAUGCUUGAAACUCAAGCAGGAACGGAACGAUGUACAAAGAGAAUUUGAUGAUUUCACGGAGGAAUCGCGGCAACUGGAAGCUGAGCUGGAAAUGACAGUCGAACAACAGGAGAAAAAGAUCCGUGACUUUAACCAACUCGUGAGCCAACUUCGAAUUGAAUGUGAGUCGUACAAACGAAAAGUUACGAACAGCGAAAACGAGUCUAAUAAGAUUGACGCUGAUUAUAAACAGCUGGCAAAGGAAAACGAGAAGUUCAAGGUAUAUAUCCGGGAACUAGAGCAAAAGAACGACGAUUUAGAGCGAGCUAAUCGAGUAGCAAGUGAAAGUGUGGCCGAAUUUGAAUCGAUGCUUAACCAGGCGUAUGAGAAAAACGCGUUACUGGAGCUUGAAGUAGAUGAAAAAGAACGCAUGCAAAUCAAGCUUCAGCGUUUAAUGGAUGAAGCACGGGAUCUUAAGCAGGAACUGAAAGUUAGAAACUUUACAAAGCUAGAAGAAGAAGACGAAAUGCCACAGGCUGCUGCAGAUAAUACCACAGAUCAAAAAACGCUAGAGGUUCCAAACGAUACAAGACCUUUGGCAUCUAACACCAAUACCACCGCAAAUCUAUGCCUCAGCAGUAAACUCGAAAAUAUCAAUAAUAACAUCAAUAGCAGCAAAAAGACAGACUCCACCAUCGUAGCCCUUACGAAAUCAACUAGUAAACUUGACUUGGAAUCCACACGGGGAUCCCUGGAUAAUGUAGUAUCUCAACUUGACGAAGAUGCACUGCAGCAAAAAUUGAUAAUUGAACGAAAUGGAAACAUCACUACUGCAUCAGCUCUUAUUCCGAGUGCAUUGAAUGCUCCGAUGGCUCCGAGCGACCGUGUUUCCACUUUGAGCAUUGUUGCUGAUCUGCUUCGACGGCUUGAUAAUAUGGAAGCUAAACUCAAGGCCUGGAAAAUUCGUAAACCUUCAUCUCGUUCGCAUGUUGCUUCGAGUACAAGUCAUCGGCACACCCAUUUGAAUCAUCAGUUGCAGCAUCAUCAUUCCCAACACCAGCAGAGUUCACCAGUCUUGACCACGGGUGGGACACCUGCCGAUAGUAAUAUAUCGCUCAAUUCCAUCGGCAGUGGCGACAGUUGCUGUAACGUUCAACUACACUCCUAUCAACCAGGAACGACUACCAUCGGUACACAAACCUCUCAGCAGCAAAGCCAGUUAGCCGUUGUGAAGACAGAGUUACGAGCAAGCAAGUAAACACACGAUUCUCGCUCUUUUACUCUUAUGCGUAUGCACUAUAUUUUUAAUUAAAUUAUUUAAUUUAAUGGCGAAUAUUUUUAAACAAGUCUCUUUAGUAUGUGUUUGUAAAUAUAUGUGGGGAGAAGAGAGGUGUGGCAUAAAUCAACAAUUUUCAAAUUUGCUCAAGGUUUGAAACGUUGAUCGAAUUCAAAAAGCGACCUAAGUUAUGACCUUAAAGUUGUACCAUUGUCGAUUUACAAUAAUUACAUGAGAAGUUAUACUUUAAGACUAGCCUUCGUCUAUAUUUUUCGAAAAAAAACUUAUCGUAGUCGCAAUUGCUGAGAUAAUAGACCAGAAUUUAUUAUUCUCCCAUUUCUAAUUGUAUGUUAUGUUAUAAUAGAAACGCGGUCAAAUGUGCAAAAACCUUGGUAUCUUGCGUUCAGUCGUUGCUUCUAGAUAAUAAACUAGCAAUGCAAGAUAAACAAAUUGAAAAUAAACUAGCAGAUCAAGCACAUUUGUUGAUAAACGAUUCAAGCAUAAAUAAUAGAAAGCACAUAUAAUCCUGACAUAACUGUAUGUAUAACAGACUAGUUGACAUAACGUAAAUGACAGUGUAAACUUAUGGAGCAGAAACAAGUUGAAUAAAAUAUAUUUAUUGGAAUAAACCUAACCAAAUA